AUGGAGGAAUCGCCAGGGAUGGACGAGAGGAGUGCAGAUCGGUUGCGGUACCCGGGCAGGAAGCGCGUGGCGGGGUUCGUCGGGGUAUUGACCGGUUUCGGCCGCAGCGGGCAGAGGCGCGCGCUGCUUCGCGAGACGUGGUUCCCUGGCACUCCCGAGGAGCACGCGCGGGUGGAAGCAGCAACGGGGCUGGUGUUUCGGUUCAUAGUGGGGCACGGAAGCGCAGAGGACGAGCAGAUGCUGCAGGAGAAAAACAGCACUCACGGGGACUUCUUCCGUGUGGACGUGCAAGAGUCGUACCUCAAUCUCAACCGCAAGAUAGCGCCUCUCUGCUCUGAUCGCCAAGCCAAGGAAGUCACCUCGAACAAGAGGUGGUUUGAGCCGCAGGCGUGGCUGCUGGGGUCGGAGUAUCACCUGUAUGCAUCGGGUGCCAUCUAUUUGCUCUCUUAUGACGUCUUCCAGAUUCUCAACUCCAUUCCCAACGGCAGGAUGAGGAUGCUCGUGAACGAGGAUGCAAGCAUGGGAGCGUGGAUGCUUGCCUUUGACGUGUCUCACGAGAAGACCCCGUCUCUCUGCCAGAAGAGAUGCUCGCGCUCUGCUGUGGCCAUCUGGGAUGCCCAGUGUUCCGGCAUCUGCCAUAUUGAAAGGCGAAUGAAGGAGCUACAUACAAACGGUGACUGCACUGCGAGCGCGUCGAAUGAAUUGGCCGACUCGGAAUUACAGCCCCUUGCCGCAGCCGCACCGGCGGUCGGACCGUUGGCGGAAUCUCCAAGCGGGAUGGACGACAGGAGUGCAGAUCGGUUGCGGUACCCGGGCAGGAAGCGCGUGCUGGGGUUCGUCGGGGUGCAAACCGGUUUCGGCAGCCGCAAGAGGCGCGCUCUGCUUCGCGAGACGUGGUUCCCCGCCACGCCCGAGGAGCACGCGCGGGUGGAAGCAGCAACGGGGCUGGUGUUUCGCUUCAUCAUCGGGCACGGCAGCGCGGAGGACGAGCAACUACUGCAGGCGGAGAACAGCACUCACGGGGACUUCCUUCGCAUCGACGUGCAAGAGUCGUACCUCAACCUCAACCGCAAGACUCUCGUGUUCUUCACGUCACUCUUCAAGCUCUAUGAAGCCGACUUCUCAUCAAGGCAGACGACGACAUCUACCUUAUUCCAG
Closterium sp. Yama58-4 is the source of this 1158-nucleotide messenger RNA. The record is from the annotation of a GenBank genome assembly. NCBI's taxonomy places the organism in Eukaryota, Viridiplantae, Streptophyta, Zygnematophyceae, Desmidiales, Closteriaceae.